Molecule: messenger RNA, 8468 nt
Organism: Salmo salar (Atlantic salmon)
Lineage: Eukaryota; Metazoa; Chordata; Actinopteri; Salmoniformes; Salmonidae
Product: hepatocyte nuclear factor 6
Biological process (GO): regulation of transcription by RNA polymerase II
Cellular component (GO): nucleus
Molecular function (GO): DNA-binding transcription factor activity, RNA polymerase II-specific; RNA polymerase II cis-regulatory region sequence-specific DNA binding
Source: RefSeq, a predicted model, not a curated record
CAUGUGAAUUAAUAUUUAACCAUUAAGAAAUCACAUGUCCUGGCGCCAAGUUAAGCGGCUUUAUCAGGGAAAACCAAAGGCGCAAGUUUCUUAUCCAGGCAGGACUCCCCAAUAUCUCAAGGUAAAUGUUGCAUGGCGAUGGCUUGCAGUUUUGCUGAAGAUACGUGUCUGUUUCGUAUCUCUUUAAAUGUCUAAUGUAAUCUUUUUGAGAAAUUCGAGGUUCAGUUUACAACAUGAGCAAACAUCUGUCUGACAGAGAGCUGGUGACGUCAGACAGCCCCAGACUGAGUGCUAACGCUGGAACAGUGGGCGCACACAUACACAGGCACAGUCACGUUUUAACAUACGCGCGGGCACGUCAUCAUAGACGCUGGAAUCACAGCCUUUGCUUUCUAUAGUAGUGGUGCUCUACAGCGAAUAAAAUAGGCUACAAGCAAGGACGGACACCUAUCAGAAGCGUGAGCAGCGGUUUGUGGCACAGCUCUGUCGCGGGCAACUGAUCGCUUUAAAUCAUGCUGUAUUGACUGAAGAGAGGCUAGUACAAUCAAUGGCUUGGCUUUGAAAUCGUUCACAAUUUAUUGGAAAGGAGUGUGUGAGACGGGGGAGAGGGAGCGCGCGAGAGAGGAGAGAGGAGAGAGAGAGGUGGAAAUAAAGAUUAUUUCAAAGAUGGAACUUACAAUGGAAAACAUUGGAAAUCUGCACGGCGUAUCUCACUCUCAUCAAACGGGUGACUUAAUGAACUCUCCGCACCACGCACGGCAGUCCUUGGCGUCGCAUAGGAACUUGGUUUCACACGGACGCUCAGCCAUGGUGUCCAGUAUGGCCUCAAUAUUAGAUGGAUCUGGGGAGUAUCGCACAGACCAUGCAUUGUCCGGUCCCUUACACCCCGCAAUGACCAUGUCCUGCGACUCCGGGAUGACCAUGAGUAGCACUUACACUACGCUGACGCCGCUGCAGCACCUGCCUCCCAUAUCCACCGUCUCGGAUAAAUUUCACCACCAUCCCCACCCGCACGCCCACCACCACCCGGCGCACCAGCGACUCGCCGCCGGCAACGUCAGUGGCAGCUUCACCCUGAUGCGGGACGACAGGAGCCUUGCCUCGAUGGGCAAUCUCUAUGGCCACUACCCUAAAGACAUGUCCGGCAUGUGCCAGUCGCUGUCCCCUCUCUCCAACGGCCUCGGGUCUUUGCACAACUCUCAGCAGACUCUUUGCGCUUAUGGUCCUGGCACCCACCUCUCCAACGACAAAAUGCUCUCGUCCGGAGGCUUCGAGUCUCACGCAUCGAUGCUGUCCCGGAACGAGGACCACCUGAGCCGUGGAUUGGGAGGGCACGGGGCCGGGAUCAUGUCAUCCCUGAACGGUAUGCCCCAUCACAGCCAUCCGCACUCUCAGGCUAACGGGUCCAUGCUCUCUGACCGGGAGAGGCAGACGGCGGGGGGCGGGCAGGGAGGUGGUUCGGGGCAGGUGGAAGAAAUAAACACCAAGGAGGUGGCACAGCGAAUAACGGCGGAGCUCAAGCGCUACAGCAUUCCCCAGGCCAUCUUCGCCCAGCGGAUCUUGUGUCGGUCCCAGGGAACCCUGUCUGACCUGCUGAGGAACCCUAAACCCUGGACUAAACUCAAGUCUGGCCGGGAAACCUUCCGGAGGAUGUGGAAGUGGCUGCAGGAACCCGAGUUCCAGAGAAUGUCGGCGCUCAGACUAGCAGCCUGCAAGCGCAAGGAGCAGGAGCAUCACAAAGACCGCAACAUGGUGCCCAAAAAGCAGCGGCUGGUCUUCACGGACCUGCAGCGCCGCACACUCAUCGCCAUCUUCAAGGAGAACAAGCGCCCGUCCAAGGAGAUGCAGAUCACCAUCUCCCAGCAGCUGGGCCUGGAGCUCAACACUGUCAGCAACUUCUUCAUGAAUGCCCGGCGCCGCUGCGUGGACCGCUGGCACGACGAGCACAGCACCAGCCCCGGCCAGCCGGGCACCUCGGCCACCACUUUCUCCAAGGUCUGAGACACCCGGGGGGAGCCACAAGGUGGCAUGGGGAUGUGGAGGUGGUACCUCCUGUAUCCCACUUCGUUCCCAAUAACCAUGUUGAUGCCUCCUCAUUCGUGCCAUGCAACCACGUCUUGGUCAGUCGCAACUGUAACCACCACGAUCCUGAACAUCUCACCCCUGGACUGUUAUGAAGCAAGUGAAACGCAAAGGUAACAUGUAGUCAGGUCCACACAAGGACAAUCAUCUGUUUUUCGAUUGAAUCAGCUUUCUGUUGAUGGUGUCAGUCCAUUUACACUACAGACACCAUGAUAUGUUUGUUUAAACGAUCUCAAAAUCAAGCCUCGGCCAGCCUCCCUAUCCAGGUAGUUUCUACUGAAUCCCUCCCAGCACUCCCCUUUGUGUCUGCUACUCUGAGUCUCUCCUCACAUCUCUCAUCUCUCCACAAAGCAACAUGGACAGAAGAACUGCAAUAAACAUGACAGCACACAGCCGUGUGAUCCUACCCAGUUCUGUGCACAAGGCCAUCCUGGAGAAAACAACACAACCCCGUUGAAAAAACAAAAGCUCAACCUCUCAUUUCCUCUCCUCCUUCUCUCCACUCCUUCUUCGCCAAAGGUAUUCCCUGAUGGCCAGCCAUUUCAGCGAGCCACUCGAAUCAUACUCUGGCAAACUAAUGAAUCGAAAAAUGAAUCGAUGCAGACAGGGAGAGGGAACGGGGCUUUGACCCUUCUUGAAGGUGAAACAGAAGACGCUUGGCAAUAAAGAUACUCAGAUCUGCCUGGCUGCCUAGGUCUAUAUUAUUGCACAGAUGUUGGAGGCCUGCAGGGAGACUUUCGUUGCUUGAGAGAAGCAGAAGUGUCUGUCGGGGAGGUGAGGGAGCGAAACGCCUGGACAUGCUCUUUGUUCAGGAGGGAGCUGCUUUUCACUGAUCAAUACAGAAACCAAGCGACAACACGGCCAGGCAGGCGACAAGCGAACUGCAUUAUAGCUGCUGUAUAGGAUGUAAGAAGAGCACAUGGAACCCAGUGGAGGUGGCGACACAAUGGCCCAACAGCUGCCCAGUCUGCUCUGCACAUAAGGUGCCCCAGUGCCCCCUGCUGGUUAUAAGAGUAAGCUGCAGCCAGCAGCCCUCUAGGAAAGGCCUCACGGUGUGUUCCAGGGCUGGGGAGAGAGAGGCCAUGGCACAUGUUCAGGCCCUCGCAGAUCUCUGAAGGCAGAUCAAUAGUGAGCCAUUAUCCUAUUGUUGUUCCUCAUCCAACGAGGACUGGUGAAGUAGGAGGAGGGGGAUGGUUCAAGUAGCACUCAGUACCCUGGAAAAUAGAAGUCAGGUUUUUAGCAAACACUCCAAAUACGUUACCUUGAUAAGACUCACCAAGCAAAUUGAUGGCCUUGUGUCACAACCCACACGCUGGGGUAUUGAAAAGAUACACACAGAAACACAUACAGCUGAUAUAGAGACAUGUCUCAGUUUCAUUUAGUGGACAGAGGGAUAAUGAUGGAGCCAGACACAUUUGAGGUGCUACGGAGAUUUAGCUUUACAUCAUCAUUUAUGCAAAAAUGGUGAGAAGGUUUCCUGUUUUGAAACAUCUGAAAUGACACCCAGUUCAGAUGCGUUAUCCGUCUGUUACCAAAAAUAAUGAUCAGUAGAUUUGGAAAAGAGCAAAUUUCCCGCUGGAUAGUCCCACACAAUGGUUAGUAUCUGUGGCUAGCCAUCACACACUACAGUCACAAAUGCUACAAGAACUAGUGCCAAUGCUAACUGCCUUAAUGAUAAUCAGAGAAUAUGGUACUGCAUUCACACAGAGCUACAGUGUACCCUACUCAUAAUGAUGGGCAGUAUGUACCAUAGCAACCAACAAUCAACUUUUAAGUGAAUUAGAAUCUACUUUUUUAGAAAACGAAACGUUAACCAGAUUUUAAGGCAUACAAUACCAAACCUCAAAACCACAAAGAUACCACAAUAUGUGUAAAGACAAAUCCACCAACACAUACUGGACACAUGUUUGAAACAGAGGAAAUUCUCUCUCUCUUUCAUUCUAUCUUUGGUUCUCUACCCCCUCUUCCCCCAUCCCCCUCUUCCCUCUCUUUCUCUCUCUUUCUCUCUCUUUCCCUCUCUUUCUCUCUUUCACUCUAUAAUAUUAAUGCGGGUAAUUAGUACCAUAGACACAAAGUUUCUCUCUCUUGUUACUUCUGUGCUCUGUCGUGCAUAAGUAAGGCACCUUGUUGAUAAAUCAAAAAAAGACAAAUGAAAGGACUUUUUAAAAGAAAAAAAGAGGGAUGUGUGGACCUCGACCAAUGAAGGACAUCGUUUUUUUGGAUUAAAUGUGAAUAUUGACAAGGAGGAGACAUUUCCCAAGACAAGGAGAAAGCAGGGAGAUGGACGGUGUAUUCUUCAUACCGUUACAUGUCAGGGCUGCGGUCUGUACUUCAGCACCUCGUUAAUCUGAGCCCCAAAAAGGGGCUGUGAAAAGGGGACACAACAUGACCUCCACAUGUCCUUGCUGAUUAUAUGUGUGUAUGGGGAGGGAGGGAUGAAGGUUAAAGGGGAGUUAGGACAUGGAUGUUAUCUGUGGGGUCUUAAAAUGCAACUGUAGCAUUUCCAACAAUGUAGUUAGAUUAACUGUGCAGAAUAGAUAAGAUACUUUGAUAGUUUGAAACGGCUCUAAACUCGCUUUGCUAUAAGCAGUGAGUUUAAAGUCUCGAACGAUGAGAAAAAUUGAUUUGUGGUACACAGUUCAGCAAGGGCAGAAUUCAGCUCUAUGUACGUGGCUGAAUAAAUGACCUUUGUUUGUAGUGAGAACCGAUGUGGCUACCUCACUAAGCUGAGUGGUUUGUGAAACCGCCACGAAUACCAAAGAUUACUCCAGCCUGCCAGUCCCAUGCUGCCCGGGGGACACACCAAAAAGAACCCCCCUCUGCCCCAACGCUGUUACAGACACACACACUGACACACAAACACACAUACCCUAAAUGUACAGUGCAGUCAGGCUGCAUUGUACCACAAAGGAGGAGGUGGCUACCAUGCAGAUAGAGUUGAGUGCCUUUUUCCUUCAACCACAGGUGGGACUGCUCUGGACACACGCACACACACACACACACACACACGCACGCACGCACGCACACACACAUGCACGCAUGCACGCACGCACACACACACACACACACACACACACAAUUUGUUAUUAGAUGGACAGAAAGGGGCACAGAGUGGGGGCUGUGUCAGCAUCUUCUUUCAUAUUGACUUUCCAUCUUGAUACACUAGAAUAAAAGCACUUUAUCAUGUAGAAAGUCUAGAAAACAUUUUCUAGACACUAUUUAUUUCAGACAAAAAUAUGUUACUUUGAAUUCCGUAAAUCACUUUGUUACUGCAUAGUAGUUGCUGUCAGAGGGGCUCAGAGGGUGCCCUUGUUUUCUUAGCCUGGUGUUCUUCUGUUCUCCGUCCCUUCACUCCUCCCAACAGAGAUAUUUUUAUGUAACAGAGAGGGAGGAGGUAAAGGGCUUGGCAGAAGUCAACAGUUGCCAGGAUGUAGUUGUAAUAUCUUACCACUGUAUAUCAUUCUCCCUACACACUUGGUGCAAGCACUAAUGCUGCGUGGGGCACCUGAACAGUCAUUUACAAUUAUAGACAGACACAACUUCUCUCUCCCUCCACCUCCAUCCUGUCUACUCUACUCACACAUCAACCUCUCCCCCUGGCCAGAGCUAAGACUUGGUAGGCAUCUGUUGACAAUUAAUUCUGAAAUACCUCAAACCUUUCAAGUUUAUGUAAUUAACUGAAAAUAAUCAUCCUAAUGAUAAAAAUGACUAUGAUUCUAUGAUUCUAUGAUAGUUAGUUUUGGAACUUGUGACUUGAAGCUUUAUACUGUUCAAUGUUUUUAUUUGUUUGCUUAUUUUUCUUUUACGUUUCCUGUUUGUUUUGCUGCGGCAUGCACUUAAUGUUUUCAUAAAGUAAAGACAUUGUGAAUGUUUCUGUGGAAAAAGAGGAAGAGACAGGAGAGAAUGCUAGAAGAGGAAGGGAAGAGAGAGAGAGAGAGAGAGAGAGGGCUACAAGAGCUACUUAACACAGAUAGAUAUUUAGCUCAGCUAUUUGAAGUGUGUAUUUUUAAAGACAAAAAAAAUGUCAUGGAUUUGGAUCGGAUAAAAAAAAAGCAUCAUUUGAAUAUCAACCGUAGGAAGAUGUUUUUUUUACUCAUCCCAAGCUUUCUUCUGCCAUUUUGUUCUCUUUUCUCCAAAACAAUUUCACAGUUACUUUUGAAGUGUGUUCAAGUGCUCCUGAUGUUAUUAAUAUAUUGAAAACAGCACCUCCUAUUGAAAGGGAGGUGCAACAUUUUGCAUGGAUAUUGUAUAACUGUUUAGAAACCUACAGGAAUGACCUGUGAUUUUGUGCGAGAGGAGGAAGGAAAGACUGGGGUGGAUGGAGGGGGGUAUUUGGCAAAAGGGCGGGCUGGGGUCGGGAUUUGGCAUUUGUUUUUAGAGAUUUUUGUCACUGUUGGAUUCUCUGGUUGUGUGCAUGUGUCGUUGCAACCCUCUCCCCUCCCCAUGUUUUUUUUUAUGCGUAUAAAUCCUGACAGUAGGGGGCAGUGUGCUGGGGGAGGUUCCACCCCUCCUCUCCAAUCAAUCUCAUUCAAUCUCAUUCCUCAGCCUGGCUACUAACAUGGUCCUGUUGGUGGCUGUCCUGCUUUUCCAAGGCCGGGUUGUUUCCUUGGAGUUAAUCAGAGGGACUAAGCCACAGGCCUGUAUGUACUGUAUGCCAUCCUUUUCUUCAGUCUGUGUGUGUAUGUGUGCCUGCAUUUGUAUUUAUCUGAAGAAGUGAUCUUUCUUUGGUUUGCAAUCUUUGUCAAGCGAAAAUCGAACAUUUACCAACCAACCAGUACAUUGGCAACUGACCCCUCCAACCAGAAAUGUUCAUCUACUGUCAAACAGCAUAUGUGCAUCAUCUUCCUUUGGGAUGUAAAGUUGCCAGUCUGCCUGCAGUCAGAUCCGGUUAACACCCCAGUCACACUGUGCUCUCCCUCUUCUGGUGCCUGUUAAUCAAUCAGAACCAAGUGUCUUUGUGAUGGUAGAAGACAAUCAGUUUCAAAACAAGAAAAAGGAAGAGAGAGGACAGGCCAGCAGGGGGGGUUGGAAGGAGAAAUCGGGAAAAGAGGCUCUCUGGGUCAUUUACAGAUGUACUGCGCCGACUGCAAAAAUAUUCCCACUACCCACUACUACCCACCACCCCACACCCUAUCAUCAAUCUCAUCACAAACAACACAUCAUUACAAACAACUCAAACCAAACAGUUAGCCCUUACCUCGAGACACUCCUACUCUGACACCCCUUGUCUAUAUUAUUAACCCAAUGCAAACUACACAACCAACAAUGCAGUGCUGUGCAAUGCAAGACAGCUGUUACUACAUUUCCCAUCUGACCCCUGUCCAACAUGGCCUCCUGCUGAUCUAAUGUUGAUGAAACCAGCCAUAAGAGAUAUGAGGCUCUGGCUGGUGGCUUUUGCACAGAAAACUAUGCAAACACCUGACCCCCCAAUCUUAAUCAUUGCUGCUGGGUCAGAGUGUACAAACUUCUAUCCUCCACCUACCCUUUCCAUUUCAUGACAUCUGCCCCCUUCCCGGUUUCCCCCAGAGUGGGUUUAGCAGCUUCAGUCACUCAGGGUACUGUAGAGAGGGCCUGGAGAAGAGAGGCACUGCAGCACUGACUCUCUAGUGGGUACCAGACUGUGCUUUUACAGCUUUUAGAAAGGCCCCAAACUGUCAUUGACAUGAAAUGGAGUCCAUGCCCAAGUGGGUAGACUAAAUCAAUUUGCUACAUGGUUCAAUGUGUUACAAUGUUGUACUGUAUAGUCUCUGUUCAGGGGCAAGGAAGGUCCCAAUCAAUCAAUGCAGAGACAUCCAUAUGGAAGGAACACUCUUUAAAGGCAAGGGCGACAUACAGUACACAUACUCAUACACACACCUGCAUGGAAUUACAGAUGAGUCUGCCCUUUCAGAGCAUUUGCUAAAAACCAAAGAUGAAUUCAGAGGUAUGACAAUCUGACAACUGAAGCGAGACAAUGCCCAGCUCUCAAAGCUGCUCUAGUUUCCUGUGAGUGAUUCCAACACUGGCCAUGUAAACAUGCCUCCCUUGCUGUUAGAUCACACACACACACACACACACACACACACACACACACACACACACACACACACACACACACACACACACACACACACACACACACACACACACACACACACACACACACACACACACCUAUGCGUCCUGCAGGAUGUUGAAGGCCCAACACACCGAGAGCCUCUUGUCCCUCCUCCUACUGCAGAAGCAGGAGAGCCUGUGGAUUCGUUUUAUUUAGCUUUAGUGGAUACUUUCGAGAAGGAAAAAAAAUCUGAGUAAUAACCGUUACAGAAAAUAAGAACUUAAAAAGGAUAAUAUGGGUAAAUUGCGUGUUUUGAAACAAAUGAACAAAUAAACAAUUGUAAAACAUC